Messenger RNA from Nothobranchius furzeri (turquoise killifish), 3127 nucleotides. RefSeq lists its product as uncharacterized. Gene Ontology annotation, biological process: neutrophil migration. Gene Ontology annotation, molecular function: calcium ion binding; protein binding. Gene Ontology annotation, cellular component: apical plasma membrane; cell surface. The record is from RefSeq and is a predicted model, not a curated record. Lineage: Eukaryota; Metazoa; Chordata; Actinopteri; Cyprinodontiformes; Nothobranchiidae.
ACCUGCCUCUUAUUAACAGGCUGUCACUGCCUGUCUGCAAUUUUGAAAGAAAAAAAAACCACAACAGACUUUGUUGGAAUUUGACAAACAUGAACUCCUUGAAAUUUGUCUUUUUCAUAUUGGUGCCUCAUUCAUUUGGUCGGUGCUUCGACAUAUCCUUCUCAAUUUGUUGGCUGGGAAAACAUGACGCCCUGAGCAGGCUAAAUGAAAACUUGUGGCUCAACGGCACAUCGUUAAAAUCUAUAAUGAAACACGGUAAAGUGACCUCCCUGACAGUAUCUCCGUUCAUAGAGAAUAAACUUUCCCUUCAGCUCGGGGGCUCCUUUCACAGAUGGACAUUAACAAUCAGCCCACGUACCAAGAUCAUUAAAAUUACAGGUCGACAGAGACCUUCAGAGCAGCCAACUAAUGCCACUAAGAGCUCACUGAAUCUGCUGAGUCUCAAUGAAGUGUUUGCAUGUGAAAGUGGCACAACGUUCCUCCAUCAAGAUGAAAACUUCUUCCUCGCUGUAGGACACACAUCCCGUUUCCCUGUUAAGCUGGAGUCCAGGAAUCCCACCAUGCUGCUGGUCUCCUGGGUGGAGAAUGAUCCCGAUGAGCUCUAUACUCACACUGUGACCCUUUACAACAUAGAAAUGGGAUCCUACUACCCAUUCUUUAGGGACAGCACGUCUCUCAGUCACUACCGCUUCACCGCUCUGGAAGCCUGCAGCCACUAUGUGGUGUGUGUGGAGAUCGAGGAGACUCACUCCCUGACAUGCCUCUCUACCAUUACAGAUCCAGACAUUCCACGAGAUUUGGAAGUGACAUCGUGGAACAGCAGCAGCAUUUCAUUGGCCUGGGACUGCCCUGUAAACCUUAAGUACUCCAACUUCCUCCUCACCGUCUUUUAUCUUAACGGAACCGGCCAUGUCACAGAGGAGGAGGAGCUGUGGCUGGUGGAUGAUAGUUUUACCAUCACCUUGUCUGACCUGCCACCCUGUGUCAGGCUUAAGUUUGGCCUGCAGACCGUUUGCCAGGCAGGAAUAGAGUCCCGCUACAGCAGGAUGGUUCUGAACGAUGGAAACUCUGCCUUCUCCAACAUCGAGUUGUUGAGUCAAAAAUCAUUUGGGCCUGACAAAUACACUCUAGAGUGGGAGGUAAGGAACACCUCAUCCAUCUCUAUGUUCCGAGUUUACCACAAGGGGGCGCUGCAUGGCACCACGCUGUUCACCAGACACACUGUGGGAGGGUUGCUGCCUUGCCACAAGUACCAAGCCAAGGUGGAGGCAUUCUGUGGAGAAAAUGUGCUCAUGAGUGCCAAGACCAUCACAGCACACACAGGACCUCGUGGUGUGUCUGAUCUCCACUACCGCUCCAGUGACUCCACCGCCAUGUGGACGCCCAGCGACCCUAACCAGCCAGCUGUGGCCUACAUAUACAAGCUGAGCCUGCAGAACGGGACCACUAUUGAGAGCAGCCGGGUGUCCAAAACGGAGCUGCCCCUCCCACAGCUGGAGCCUGGCAAACCCUACGUCCUGGAUGUGUGGGAGGAAUGUGAUGGCCAGUGGGAGUCUACACCAGCACAUUUAUCUUUCCAAGGAGCCAAUUCACCUUUUGAAGUCAAUGUGAGGGCCAUCAAUCCCCAAUGGGACAGAGAGUUGGAUUCAGACAAUGUGGGUCUCAAAAUGGUCGUGCCCUGGGCUCUCCCUGAGGAUCUACAGGAUAAUUCUAAAGUGGAGCAGAUUUUCAAACAUAAGCUGCAGGAGUUGUUGGAAGACUUUGAACAGCCAGCCCGCAUUGAGCUGGAGUCCUUUAAACUUGCUGAUGAAAAAACUGAGAUAAAGUUUUGGUCUUUUGAUGCCUCCAAAACCGAAGAUGUCCAGCUGCCAGUUGAUGAUCAGCUCAAUUACAUCAGUUCCAUGAAUUUUCCCAACGUUAGUGUGAGGAGCGGUGUGAUCUACUGGGAGGGUCCAGAUUUUUGUUCUUCCAGACAACUCUUAUGUCCUCAGAACUCUGCCUGCAUCAACACUCUGGGCUCAUACUUGUGUGUUUGCCAGCAUGGGUACCAUGACGUGAGCUCUUUCAUAGAAGCUCCUGCAGCUUUGCAUCCAGUUUGCAAAGAUAAAGGACUUUUCAACCAGUGUCUGCACAAGGUGAUGACUGGUGGGAUAUCGAAGGCUUACCUUACUUCUCUCUUUGAGGGGAACAUUGAGGUGAAGCUCAACGAUGGCCGCUGCCUUGUGAAUGAGAGUGAGGCACUGUACUACUUCCACAUGCCCAGAAAGUCAUCAGUGUGUGGAACAGAGAAGCAGGUAAACAACUCCCACAUUGUGCUCCAGAACACCCUGACCAUCAGUCUGACUGAAGAGCAAACAAUCACCCGACAAGACCUGAAAGUUGUGUGGAAGUGCAUCUACCCACGGCAUUACAUCCGAAAUGCUGAAGUUGCAGCUGACAUGGAGUGGCUCUCCUCGUUAGCUUUGGUGGGGUUCAACUCAUCUCUGCCACUGGGUCUGACCAUGAUGCUGUAUAGAGAUGAGUCCUACACUUCGCCAUACACAGAUGCAGCAGAGCUGUGGGUUCAGGACUCUCUGUUCUUCCAGGUGGCCCUGCAGACCAACAGCUCUUUUACCUCAGACGUGCUCCUGCAGGUGGAGUCCUGUUGGGCUACAGAGGGCACUGACCCAAUGGACGCCGUCCAGGCUGUUUUCCUUCAUGAAGGCUGUCCUGUUGAUGAAACGUUCCACUGGCUCUCUGCUAACGGCCUGUCUCAGAGCAGCAGGUUCUCCCUGCAGAUGUUUAAGAUGCCCAAAGGGUUACCUCUGUACUUCCACUGUCUGACCAACAUCUGCGGACGGGAUGAAGACUGCACAAAGAACUGCACCAGCCAGCAGCGCCCCAAAAGGUCAGUCAGCCAGAUGGACAGGGAAGAGAAACGAGUGACUGUGGUGUCCGCUGGGCCACUGACUGUCGGCACCAGGGUGAAGUCGGUCCAUCCAUCCUACUGGACAGAAGCUGCUAGCAUGUUUGUUGUUGUUGCUGCAUCAAUCAGCUUUUUGGGGAUAGGUGUGAUCUCACUGAUUGCAAUCAAGGCAGUGAUGGCUUAUUAUGAGCACAUGCAGCCUAAAUAAACUUUGGAAGAGCA